This is a messenger RNA of Xiphias gladius (swordfish), 1094 nucleotides long. Its product is annotated as P2Y purinoceptor 13-like. Gene Ontology annotation, cellular component: membrane. Gene Ontology annotation, biological process: negative regulation of adenylate cyclase activity; G protein-coupled receptor signaling pathway. The record is from RefSeq and is a predicted model, not a curated record. The transcript has 3 exons. Bases 84 to 1094 code for a protein of 336 amino acids. Lineage: Eukaryota; Metazoa; Chordata; Actinopteri; Istiophoriformes; Xiphiidae. Gene Ontology annotation, molecular function: G protein-coupled purinergic nucleotide receptor activity.
AGCUACUGGCCAAAAGGCACCAGAGAUAAAGCAACCUUUCCAAAGUGUUCAUCUCCCAGGCUGCACAGUGUGGACUUAAAGAGAUGACCAUUCUUGAUUUUAUGAUGGUGGCCGACAACACAUCACACCUCUCCUCUGACUGUGCCCCUUUCAGCCUUGUGACCGUAAAUGUGGCUUUCUCGUGUCUCUUUUUCUUCUUGUUCCCGAUUUCAUUACUGCUCAACGGGGUAGCAGCAUGGGUGUCUUUGCACCUCCGCUCCACCACUGCCUUCAUUGUGUAUCUUAAAAACCUGGUGGCUGCUGACCUGCUCAUGACUCUGACGCUCCCGCCGAUGGCAGCCAGCAUGCUUCCUGGAGCGGCACUUGACUUAAAGGCGUUUGCCUGCCGUUACUCUAAUGUAAUUUUCUACUGCUGUUUGUACACAAGCAUCGUUUUAUUGGGUCUUAUCAGCCUGGACCGAUUCUUCAAAAUUGUUAGACCAUGUGGAAAGGUGCUGGGACAAAAUGUGGUGUUCAGUCUUGUAAUGUCCACCCUGGUUUGGGUGAUGUUAUUUGGCAGCACAGCGAUCCCAACCAUCAUUCUAACUAACCAGGAUCCUGUUAAUACGACAGAAGAUUUCUGUAUGGCCCUGAAAAGUCCAGCCGGUCUGACACUUCACAGGGUUGUGAUUUUAGCUAUGGAGAUUCUUUUCUGGCUUAUCAGCAUACUCAUUGUGUUUUGCUACAUCUGCAUCACCCUGAAAGUCCGGCAGUCCUUCAGGAACUCUGGGAGCCGCAACAUCCACGGAAAGAAGAAAACCAAACUACGAGUCUUCUUGAUCCUCCUAGUGUUUUUUGUGUGUUUUGUGCCUCUCCAUGCAAUACGCAUUCCUUUUACACAAUAUGAAAUAUUUAACAUUAAUGCCUGCGCUCAAAUGUGGGUGGUGCUGGUUCAAAAAUUAGUCCUGUGGGUCUCUACCACAAACGCCUGCCUGGAUCCUCUUCUCUCCAUCUAUCUGUGUAGGGAGUACAGAGACAAAAUGGUUGACAUGAUGAAAGCUAGAGGGAUCUGUCUUGGGUUAUAUUCAGGUGAAAUUGAUAAUGUUUCACAGUAG